This is a messenger RNA of Hymenoscyphus albidus, 3217 nucleotides long. The record is from the annotation of a GenBank genome assembly. Lineage: Eukaryota; Fungi; Ascomycota; Leotiomycetes; Helotiales; Helotiaceae.
GACACGAUGCGAUAAACCGCCCGCACCACGACUUUCUUUCUUUCGCACCUUCUCAACACCAUUCCUCUCUCUUUAUUUGUGUCGGAGGAGAGUAUACGGAAUCCCUCUGCGAGUUACUACUGAAGUCUUCCGCGAAGCUUCAUCAUCGUCAAUUUCACAACCCCGCCUGCGCGCAGGUCUUUAAUCGGACGGGUCUUCUAGACCAGACAAUAUCACCAUGAGUGGUACCGACUAUUCAUACGAUGAACAGGUAUGCAUGACGCGCUAUAAUUCAAAAGCGCAAUCGUGUGCUAACUGAUUAGGGGCAAUUCUUUCCUGUCUUCAUCCUUACCAUCGUUGGCAUUGUCACCAUUCCUUUGACGUACAGUGUCCUCAAGCCCAGUUCAGAUCCAGGUGCCACCGCACCAAGAAUCAAGUCGGACUACAAGCCAGAACAUGGCGAUCUCGUUGACAAGCAGAGAAAGGCUCAGCGGCGGAAGGAUCGGAAACUGAAGCGCGCAUUCACAGUGGUGGUGGGAUGGUCGGUUAUGGCGUUGAUGGGAUACCUGAUUAUGGUUACCGCACAAACGAUACCCAAAAUCUGGAACCCAUAUGACAUUCUAGAUAUUUCAGAGGUAUGCGAAAUUUCUGCCACUCUGAUCAUGCAUUACUAACUCAUCAACCAGUCCGCGACGGAAAGACAGAUUAAGUCACACUACAAGAAGCUAUCUCUCAAAUUCCACCCUGAUAAGAUUAGGCCAGAUCCCGCCAAGAACGAGACUAUGGAGUCCCUCAAUAGCCACUUUGUUGAGCUCACAAAAGCAUACAAAGCGCUCACUGAUGAGGAAAUUCGAAACAAUUUUAUUCAGUUUGGUCACCCGGAUGGAAAGCAAAGCUACAGCAUUGGUAUUGCGCUCCCCAAGUUCAUUAUUACUGAUGGAAAUGGAAAAUAUGUCAUUUUGGUGUACGCUGCCUUGUUGGGAGUUUUGCUGCCAUACUUUGUGGGAAGCUGGUGGUACGGUACCCAAAGAAUGUCUAAAGAAAAGGUCUUGAUUGAGAGCGCAAACAACCUGUUCAGAGAGUACGAAGAAGGUAUCACAGAGGGCGCAAUUAUCAACGCUCUGAGUACUGGUGUGGAAUUUGAAAAGGUUCUCAAAGGCGAAAAAGCGGAAUCAGGACUUAACAAAGUGGAAUCAAGAAUCCUCGCUGAAGGUGCUGCGUCAACUCACGCUGGUGGACUGGCCGAAAAGGAUGUACAAAAGCUCGAGGAUUUGGAAGGCGGCGUUAGAAGAAAAGCACUUGCAUUAUUGUGGGCAUACCUUGGACGUGUCGACCUCGAUGAUGCAGCACUCGACCAAGCUAAACUGGAAGUAGCUCCUAUUGCUCACGCUCUCAAUGGUUCAUUCGGCGCUAUCUCUCUGGCUUUCGGCGCAACGGCACCCAUUCUAUCUUCAUACGCAACAGCCCAAAAUCUCAUGCAAGCCGUUCCUCCCGGAGGUUCUCCGCUUCUACAACUUCCUCAUAUCACUGCAAAAAUUGCUCGAGCAAUUGAGGGCGAUUCCAGAACCCACCUCACGCUACAAGAGUAUAUGAGUUUGCCUGAAGCCUAUAGAAGAAAACUGUCAAUUGGCCCGGGUCUUUUGACAGAAUCUGAGUACGAAACCGCCGUUAAGGUUGCCAGACAAUUGCCCCGUCUUCAAGUCGAAAAAGGAUUUUUCAAGGUCACAGGAGAGAAAUACAUCAUACCAAGCUCACUGGUGUCAAUGGUUGUCAAAGGUAGAUUUAUUCCUCCAGGAAGUGAAAAUGUUCCAGCAGUCAACGAACUUGAUUUGGAGGAUAUUGACCCAGAGGAGGAUGAUCUCGAUGCCAUUCUCGGACGUUCCAAAAAGCCAAUCAAGGGAGAGAAGAAGGCCGCUGAUAACAAGCCUGUUCAACCACCACUUUCUUUCGCACCAUAUUUCACCAAGGACUACUCUCCACGAUGGCACGUAUUCUUGACCGACAGCAAGCAAGGAAAGGUUGCAGUUCCUCCAUUCACAUUCACGACUGUUGACAAGCCAAUUUAUGACGAAUCCGGAAAGCCAACAUUCAACAUGCAAACCCUCAAAGCUCAAUUCCAAGCCCCACCACAAGCUGGUCAUUACACCUUUGUCCUUCACGUGAUCUGCGAUUCUUAUAUUGGAUUCGACACCAAGAUGGAAGUCACAUUGGUAGUAGAUGAUGCAUCACAAGCUGAGGAGGCAGUUGAAGAUGACAUUAGCGAACCAGAUGAAGGUACGAUUCAACUUCCUACCCCUUUAAAACAAGAACCAUCGACUAACCAAAACACAGAUUCAUUAGCAGGACAAAUGCACGCUCUCAAGACCGGGCAACCCCCACCACCCAAAAAGAAGAAGGUAGCAGCAGCAGACGACUCAUCGGAGGAGGAAUCAGGCACGGACGAGGAAGUCGUUGAUACCUCGGAUACCAACACCGAUACCUCUGAUGAAGAAUAAUGAUAAGAAAAAAAAUUAAUAGGGGUCCUUCUUGAUGACUUCUCGUUCUGCUUUUUACCUUUUCCUUACUUUUUUCUGGCUUGGAUCGCGAGGGUGCGUGCGUGCAUUUUUCGGGGGACAUGAAAUGUGUGAAUGUGUAAAAUAACGGCAUGGGCAGGGCGUUUUUAUUUCUAUUUUCUUUUUCUUUUUCAUUGUGCAUAAGGGAUGUAUGUGGUGCACAGUCCAGUACGGUUCCGUUCACGUUUACUAGAAAGAAAGAAAGAAAGUCCUACUUCCAGUUCCCUUCCAGGCCUUCCAGGGCUGGGUUAGUAUUGAACUGUGCAACUAGGGGUGUUUUUCGAAGCUUUCGAAUCGUGUUGUGUUAUGUUGUGGUUUUUUGUGAGCUUGUUAAAUUCUUAAAAGAUUGUGAUAUUUUAUUGAUUGUGAGUUGGUUGUGAAGUGUUGCGUACGUAUGUAUGAAUGAAUGAAUGGAUGGAUGGAUAGGUGGAUAGAUGGGUUGGGAUAGCUAGGAAGUCUUCUCUUACCGUACUCGUACAGUACUCUUGCUACAUGGGUAUGCGUAUACUGACAACAGUGUCUCGGUUUUGACAGACAAUCAACAUUUCCAUUAGCAACCCACUCACUAAGACGAAAAAAAGAGGACAAAGAAGCAGCAAAGAAAAAAUUCCUAUAUAAAAAAGCCCCCUAUUCUGGACAAAAUACUCUGCAAAAAUAGUUGAUAAACACCCAGGACCUCAACAACC